AUGGGGAAACAUUAUUUCCAUAUCGGUGAUUUCGUUGUGUUUGGAGCAACGAUACUGAUUUCUAUUGCCAUAGGAAUCUACUAUGCAUUUUCAGGAGGCCGUCAAAGGACAACUGCAGAAUAUCUGGUGGGAGGCAGGACCAUGUCUUUUAUUCCUGUGGCCAUUUCCUUGAUGGUCAGUUUCGAAUCGUCCAUCAUGAUGUUGGGGUUACCGGCAGAGGCCUAUGUCUACGGAAUCCAGAUCAUCUUCUCCUCGUGUGGGUUCCUGAUAUCCAAUCUUCUCAGCAUCCACAUUGUUGUACCGCUGCUGCAUCCACUCAAGAUAACCAGCGCUUAUGAGUACCUGGAGCUGAGGUUUCGUUCCCGCUCGGUGCGGUUGGUUGGCACUCUGAUGGGGAUGUUGACUUACAUCUGGUACAUGGGCAUAGUUCUGUUUGGUCCUGCUGUAGCGCUUGAAGCUGUUACUGACUUUCCACUUUGGAGUUCCAUUUUUAUCAUUGAACUGGUUGCCGUCAUCUAUACUGCAUUUGGUGGACUGAAGGCCGUCAUCUGGACCGAUGUCUUCCAGGCCUUUGUGAUGUUUGCUGGCAUUUUCGCCAUCCUUAUCAAGGGUACCAUCGAUGCUGGAGGCCCAACGGCUGUGUGGGACACGGCUUACAAAGGCGGCAGACUCAACUUCUUUAACUUCGACCCAGAUCCCCGGACACGUCACACAUUCUGGAACCUGUUCUUGGGCGCCAUCGUUCGUGGGUUUGGCCUGGGUUUUAACCAAAGUACAGUUCAGAGAAUCAGCAGCACCAAGACAAUCAAUGACGCCAAAAGAAUGCUGUUCAGCGUGGCGCCAUGUUUCACCAUUUCCCUCAUCAUUUCCGCUUACGAGGGAACUGUGGCCUACGCGUACUACCAGGCAAAAGGCUGUGACCCCUUUGAAUCAAAACAGAUCAACGACCCCAAUCAGAUUGUUCCAUAUAUGGUAAUGGACAUAUUUGAAUACCUACCCGGCAUGCCAGGUCUAUUUCUAGCUGCUCUGUUCAGCGCAUCUCUCAGCACGUUGUCUUCGGGACUCAGCAGUUUAUCUGCCUUACUCUGGGCAGAUGUUGUUCAUCCUUUAGUGGGUCCCCACAUCUCUGAGACAAAGGCAACCAUUAUCGCUAAAAUUGCAGUCCUGUGUUUUGGAGCUCUGGCUUGUGGUGUAGCCGUACUGGUUUCGCAGAUUGGCGGUACUCUGACUCAGAUCUCCGGGAGCUUGAUUGCAGCCUUCGGUGGACCGCUCAUUGGAAUCUUUUUCUUGGGUUGCUUCUGUCCAAGAUCUAAUGAAAAGGGCGCUAUAGCCGGUGGUUUUGCCGGUCUUGCCUUCGCUUUCUGGAUGUCCCUGGGGAUGAACUUUUCACCCGUCAUCAAGAAAACUCCCUGGUUACCUCCCGCCUCGAUAGCCAACUGUUCCGUGCCUGAUCUGGGCAACGGAACUGACUUGUGGAUGUCGUCUGUGUACAACUCUUCCAGUGUUUACAGUAACUACACCAUACUCUCAACUGUCAAGAGUAUUACGGAGCGGCCAUUUAGGGAACCUGAAGGUGUCGAGAAGCUGUAUACAGUGUCCUACCUGUGGAUUUCCGUCAUUGGAACCUUAGUGACCAUGGUCGUAGGUGUCAUAGUCAGUGUCUUCACGGGUAUGAACAAGCCAGGUGAUGUGGAUCCACGCUACUUGAUUUCCGUCUCAGAAUCCCUCCUCAUCUUUCUGCCCCGACCAGUGAAGCGGUACCUGUCAUCUAUAGGGCCCCAGUACAUCAAGGAAGAAUACAAGGCGAGAUUCCCAGACCCGGCUAAACGACUGGAAGAACUCGACAGAGAGGUAGAGAUAAAACCAAUCACCGACGAGAAGUUUCAAACAGACGGCUUCACGGAUAAGGAAUCCGUCCCUUUCCUGGGUAACAAGGCAAAACAUGAGAAUAACAGUGCCGUCCUUGAGAGCAAACACGAGGUCAUCCACAUGGACGAAUUGUCCAGAGACGGGGCGGUGACCAAUGGAGCUGUUGUGCAUGGUGACCAUGAGACUUCUGGUAGACAAGCAGAUGAUCCAAGCGAUGGGAAGGAGCUAAAUUAG
Candidula unifasciata is the source of this 2103-nucleotide messenger RNA. NCBI's taxonomy places the organism in Eukaryota, Metazoa, Mollusca, Gastropoda, Stylommatophora, Geomitridae. The record is from the annotation of a GenBank genome assembly.